Anopheles aquasalis is the source of this 2834-nucleotide messenger RNA. RefSeq lists its product as uncharacterized. NCBI's taxonomy places the organism in Eukaryota, Metazoa, Arthropoda, Insecta, Diptera, Culicidae. The record is from RefSeq and is a predicted model, not a curated record.
UCCGCACCCUAGUGCCUAGUGCGAUGUACACCUCGACGACGUACACAGAUCCUGUUGGUCGUGUAGGCGAGAUGCCGGCAGCCAAGUCUCUCUAUCGACGAGAGUUCGAUGAGAUGGAGAACCGCAUCCGAAAGUGCGAACGGGAACGGGCAGAGUUGGAGCGUAAGUUCGCGGAUCUGAUGCGUGAAAGGGCCGAAUGUGAACGUGCAACGGCUCGUGCCAUGAAGCAGCGCUACAAACGUAUAGCUGAGGCAGAAAGACAACGCGCAGAGAGGAAUGAAAGCAUCUUGCGAAUGUUGAACAAGGUCGAUCAACAGGCAGCGUCACUGGCCGCUAAAACCGAUCGAUUAAAGAUGCUUAAGACACAGUAUGAAAUGUACUUGAUGCGAACCUGGUCCUCGACAACACCAUCUUAUCACACCGCUACGCCAAUGGCAGCCAUUAUGGCUCCACCUUCAGUUGCUCCAGCGAUACUGACUCCAUCAAGCCGUGCUGCACCGAAAUCCGAAUUCGUACAGUAUCUUUCCGAUCUGACGCAUCAGCAAACGGCCAGUGUCCAUCCGAUUCCACCACCGACGGCUUUAAGUAACUAUCUUGCUGCAAGUCAGAAGUCUUAUCCGCUCAAUACAACAGGUUACGGUAUCAAGGAUGACUAUCUUCCAACACGGAUGAACACGGAACGUAGCAUUACCUUGCUUGGCGAUGGUGGAGAGGCCCCCGAUCGUACGAAAGCGAAGCGUUUCGAAAUGUCCAACGAAGAUUUUAUCCGGUACAUCGACACCGAAGUGCUAAAGGAACCGGCUCCAAUUCCGACGGUGAAUGUACAGGCUCCUCCAUCACCGGAAGUGGCUCCGAAGCUGGAACAGAAGACUGCUACGGCUUAUCUGGAGGACGUUACCGUCAGUGAGGAUGAGCAGCAGACGCGAGAGCCUGGGGGUGGGGUGAACGACCCGUUGGAUCAAUUCAGUAUCAUCAUGGACCAAGCAGCGAAUACCGACGAUAAGCCAGUGAGCGGCGUAGAUCGUGUGGAAGAAACUCUUCCGAAGACCGCAUCGGAAGUAGAAAAGGAAACUGAGGAUCAUCAAAAGCCGAAGGAAAACUUGGAGUCAUAUGAUAAAACUGGAGUUACAAAGGAAUCGGAUGUAAUAACGGAGUAUCCGUCAAUGGAACCAAAUAUUCCGGAGUCAGCAAAGAAUUAUGAAGCUACCGGUGACACCAUAGCACAGAAACACGAUUCUUCCUCUCAUCUGUAUCCUGAUGAGCCUUUGCAGAAGUCGGAAAAAGAUGCUCCUGUUGAACCUGAGUAUAGAGCUCCAACUGCAGUAACGUUCAGCGAGGAGACCUUAAACUAUCCGCCAGAACAGGAAGAACAUCAGGUGUAUCAACAGCAACCUGGUUACGCAGAGGAUUAUGUAUCGUCCGAGGGCUACUAUAAUGAAACACAACCAGAGAGUGCUUAUGCAAUGGGAGCAGAGUCCAGUGCCUACGGAGAAACAACACAACCAUACGCUACCGAUCAGUACUACAAUCAGGAGCAAAUGUAUGAUACGCUGCCAGCGUCAUCUGUUCCGCCAGCUGAAAGUCAACCACCACCUGCUGCUGGUAACCCUCACUGGGGAAUGGCACGACAGGCAAUGAGGGCCAGAACGUUUCCUACUGUUAAGUCUAAACCUCCAUCACCGGAAAUGCAAAGCAAGAUGCCCCCGGCUGCUUAUGAGUCUGUUGAUGCAGCUGUUACCGAAACUCCUAGAGUCGAGCAAACACAAUCUGAGUACACGGAGCAAGUUGUUUCGGAAGAAGAAGCAGGAGGAGUCUAUGCACCUUAUAGCGAGCAACCUCUUCAAGACAGUGAACAACUGACGGCUCAGGACCAUGAGGCAUCAAUGGCACAACAGUAUCAUCAGGAAGAUGGCCAAUCAGCAGCACAAUACCAGGAAGGACAAUACGACGCUAGUCAAUCGGGUGAUACACAUCAAGCGACCUCUGGUCCACCAUAUCAAUAUCAAUCUUCAGAGGGAUCGGCCUAUCAAGAAGGACAGUACUCGGCUGAUCCUGGCAGUACCGAUCAGACUUCAUAUCAAUAUCAAGAGGGUGUUGAUCAAUCGAUGGCUAACGAGUACACUGCGGGUGACGCAGCGUAUGGUGAUCCUAACCAGCAGUACCAAUACGAUACCCAAAACGCUCAAUAUUAUAGUGAGCAGCAGCAGCAACAGCAGCAGGGCUACGAAGGCCAGUACUAUUCGGAAGAUCAACAGCAACAGCAGCAGUACUAUAUGGAGGAUCCUAACCAGCAGCAAGGGGAUCCCGGACAAUAUGAAGCACAGCAACCAGCUGAGGGAUAUAUGGCUGGCCAAGAGUACUAUGCUGCUCCUGAUGAACAACAGUACCAAGUAGAGCAGCCUCAGCCACCCUCUGCUGAACCGGACACUAGCCGCCCGGUCCGUAGCGAUGAGGUCGCUGACACCGCGCAGGAACCCUCGGCAGCACAGAGCACCACAGAUGUCGUACCACCGCAGACUGUCGACCCCGUAGUGGCUGCCAGUAAGCCAGCAGAACCUGCUGUAGACAAGAAGACGGAAAGCUCCAAACCGUCUGCCGCUCAACAGCCACCUGGUGCAAAGGGCUCAGCACCAGCGACCCAAGUACCAGCGAACGAUUCACCGAUCGUCAGUUCGGCAAACGAUGAAAGUGAUUUCGAUUUCUCCACUCAGUAAUAGUCCGUGGAUGAUAAGUGGCCAUAAGGAGAGGAGUGCACUCUUAGUAGAUGAUGAAGUACCGGAUUAGGACCGCUUGUCGGUGUGGCGCCACGUGAAGUAAUUUGGAAGCAAUCGCUG